CCGCCCCUCGGAUGAACUAACUCCCAAUGAGAAAGAGGAAAAGAUGGAGCUUCACAUCUUAGAACACCGGCUGAAAGUGGCCAGCAUAGCCAAGGAGAGCGUGCCUCUGUUUACCUACGGGCUCAUCAAACUUGCCUUCCUGUCCUCCAAGACCAGGUGCAAGUUCUUCAGUCUGACUGAAACACCAGAGGAUUACACCAUCAUCGUGGAUGAAGAGGGCUUCCUGGAGCUGCCGUCCUCAGAGCAACUCAGUGUGGCCGACGCAACAUGGCUAGCCUUGAACGUCGUGUCCGGUGGGGGAAGCUUCUCAAGCUCCCAGCCCAUUGGGGUAACCAAGAUCGCCAAGUCAGUGAUUGCCCCCCUGGCUGACCAGAAUAUCUCUGUGUUCAUGCUUUCUACCUAUCAGACGGAUUUCAUCUUGGUACGCGAGCGAGACCUGCCCUUUGUCACACACACCUUGGCGGCCGAGUUCACCAUACUUCGGGUUGUCAAUGGGGAGACGGUAGCAGCCGACAACCUGGGUAUCACCAAUGGCUUUGUGAAACCCAAGAUGGUUCAGAGGCCGGUCAUCCACCCUCUUUCCAGCCCCAGUAACAUGUUCUGUGUCACCAGCCUAGACCCAGAUACGCUGCCCACCGUGGCCACACUCCUGAUGGACGUCAUGUUUUACUCCAGUGGAGUGAAGGAGUCCGUGGUAGGCAACGAGGACUGUGGCCACAUCCGCUUUUUCUCCUUCUCCUUGAUCGAAGGCUAUAUUUCCUUAGUGAUGGACGUGCAGACCCAGCAGAGGUUCCCAAAUAAUCUGUUGUUCACGAGUGCAUCUGGAGAACUCUGGAAAAUGGUGCGGAUUGGAGGACAGCCCCUUGGCUUUGAUGAAUGUGGGAUCGUCGCUCAGAUCUCAGAGCCUCUGGCGGCCGCCGACAUCCCCGCCUACUACAUCAGUACUUUUAAGUUCGACCAUGCGUUGGUACCCGAAGAAAACAUCAAGGGUGUCAUCAACGCCUUGAAAGUCAGUCAAGCGGAGAAGCAUUAGACGCCCCCCUCUCCCCUCUCCCCCCAGCUCCCUGUCCUUUCUGUGCUUCCCUCCCCUCCACCCCCAACACUCUUCCUGCAGUAUUUCUCAAACCAGAAAAUGGUCCGAAGAGACCCCCAUGAACAGAGCCGGCAAGGCAGGGCUCUGAAGGAGCCCCCAUCGCCCUGGGGCUGUGAGCGCUGAGGGCCAGUGUGGGCCUGAAGUUUGGGGUGGGUGGGUGUGUGUGUGGACAUCGACAGCCCUCCUUGCUUCUCUGGAAUUCAAAGCCACCAUGGAUGGGCACAGACCCCCGACCUCCCACAGAUGAAGCAAGAAAGGGGAGGCGCACCCACGCCCAGCUCUUCCCCCUCCUCGCCUCAGUAGAGACAGAAAGACGGGAAGAAGUCACCAUCUCCCAAGAGGCUGCCAGUUGGCAGUGAACGGUAGUCGGAUGAUGGGAGGGGACAUUCUUUUCUAAGUCUGGCAUGAGACUAAGAGCCCUCGGAAUGCUCUCGCCUGGCCCGUUCUUCAAGUCCGGGGGGUUCUCUUCUUUCAGGCUUCCUCAGUUUUCAGGGGAGUCAGUGGGAGGUGGCCAAGGCUGAACCCCAUGGCCUCAGAGCUUCUGGUUUCCUCCUUAUGUCACACACACACACACCAUUGGCACAGCCCAUUCCCCCAUUGCUUGGCCCCUGUCCCAUCACUCCUAGGACCCACAUGGUUCAGCUAGUCUGCUGAGCCUGAAGGAGAGUGUCUCCUCAGCCUCUCCCAGUCUUUAGAAGGAGCUGGCACCCCGGGGAGCAGGGGAGGUAGUGGAUUCCCCUGCGGGCCUGAAGUGAGGGAGUAUGGUUUUGUCCUUACUAGCAACUCUGCCUAGAUUGUCACCCCAGAACCUCCCUCCUGAGCCCCAGAGGGUGCGGGAAUGUGGUGUGGUAAAGAAGGAUCCUCCACUAGGGUGAUUUUAAUUUGCCCCCGAUGAUCCCUUUGGCUCUUCUGCUACUGCUGGGUCACCUAGGCUGGGUGUCUUCACUGAGACCCUCCAGGAAAAUCACUUCCUCCCCCUCCUAUCCCCUCCCCCAGAGUUGUAAAACCACACAGCCAAAGGUACUUAGAACUGCUGGCCCAGCAGCAUCAAUCCUUCUCCAGCCAUCUGUAGCCUCCCGCCACACGAGCCACACCUUGAGGAUGGCCCACACUCCCCCUCACCCUUAGCCACCCUCUAUUUGGCCACAGGGGCUCCAUGUGCUUCGGAGAGGAGGAGCUCGCUGGCCUGUUGUCAGGUCCAAGGCCUGCUCCCAGAACUUUCCACUAGUUGACCCUGUGGUCUGACCUGCCACUUCCCCACCACCCCCUCCCUUGCCUUCCCCAGAGUCCUGCACAACAGGAGAGACUCCCCACCCCCCAUCUUCCAGUAAAAGUAGUUGUCACGCUGUCCUAGGGGAUACCCCCUUGAGCGGCUUCAACCUGUAAGACCAUAAUAUACCCAGGGAAGAACUAGCACGUAACAGUGCUAGAGGCCUGACAGCACUCAGGCUCUGUUCCCCCCCCAAAAAAAAAAACCCAGAAUCUGUCCAUCCUUGAGGCAGGGGGGGUGGUCUCAUACCCUCUCAAGGCCUUAGGUUUCAUUGGGCCAAAGGCCUGUGCCCCCAUUGAUGACCAACAGCCAGCAACUAUAUCUGCUAAGACUCAUGUCUCCCCUGGAGGCCUCUCUGAGGCCCAUCCUGUCCCUGCUACCCCCACCCCUUAUUCCAGAGCUGUAUCCUGUGCUCUUUAGAGGAAGGUGAAAAGCUGGUGCCUCCCUGUACCCCAUCAGCCUCUCCCUCGGUACCUGGGCCACCCUCCCUCGCCCUAGACCAUGUGGCAUUCAUCAAGCAAUUACUUGAACUCAGAGGCCACUUUAAUGAGCCUUAAUAGAAAGAGAAAAUAAUAACCUUGUUUUAGUUUC
This is a messenger RNA of Trichosurus vulpecula (common brushtail), 2954 nucleotides long. RefSeq names its product cytosolic arginine sensor for mTORC1 subunit 2 (gene CASTOR2). Gene Ontology annotation, cellular component: cytosol. The coding region runs from base 44 to 1033 and encodes 329 amino acids. NCBI's taxonomy places the organism in Eukaryota, Metazoa, Chordata, Mammalia, Diprotodontia, Phalangeridae. The transcript is spliced from 9 exons. The record is from RefSeq and is a predicted model, not a curated record. Gene Ontology annotation, biological process: negative regulation of TORC1 signaling; cellular response to L-arginine.